AUGGUGAAACGUCGUACAGCCGCCGUUCUUCCCAUCAAUCUCCCUCAUUUACAACAUUUGGUAAAAAAGGACCCCAAAUCCUACAGGGACGAAUUCUUGCAGCAGUGGAAUCAUUAUGAAACAGUCAGAGAGAUUUUUCUUAUACAACCAUCCAACGAUGUCACUGAAUUUAAUUCUCUUAUAGAUUUUAUUGCUCAAACAUGUAACCACUAUACGGACAUAACUAAGGACUUUUCAAAGGAAUUGAUGGAUUUACUUCUAAAAAAUCAUGAUCAAUUUCCUUUCGAACUCUCUGAAAAAAUUGUACAGGCUCUUGUUUUAUUGAAAAACAAAAGUGCUUUAUCACCUAUUGCACUUCUGCAAUGCUUUUUUCCUUUAUUUAGCAGUAAUCCUUCCCGUACCUUCCGAGAGCUCCUAUAUGAACAAGUUUCUUUAGCGGUGCGCAAUGCAAACAAAAAAGCUAAGGACGAUAAACUGAACAAAGCUGUUCAAGCUGCUUUAUUUACCUUAGUAGAAACUUCGGAUACGGCUUCUGUAACACAUACGGAUUAUUCGAACAAAAAGCACGAAUAUUCUCCUAAUGAGCUUUCCGGUAUGUGGGCCGUAAAAAUGGUUCAAGACUUGUGGAAACGAAACAUUUGGUCUGGCGAUGCUCGUGCAGUCAAUAUUAUGAAGACAGCCGCCUUAUCGAACAACACCAAAGUUAUGCUUAGCGGUGUCUAUUUCUUCUUAGGGGCCGAUACCCAAGGCGAAGAAGAAGAGGGCUCGGACGAAGAAGAAGAUACAGAUGUUGGUCGAUUAAAGCAUCAGUCGACCAUUAAUAAGAAAACCAGGUCUCGUGAAACCCAAAUAGAGCGUAUACGUGCUCGUAUGAAGAAGAAAGAAAAGGGAAAGUUGGCACCCCCUACGAACGUUAACUUCCCUGCUCUGCAACUUCUAUACGAUCCUCAAGGGUUCGCCGAAGAGCUUUUUGAAAAGCAACUAGUGAAUUCGAAGCGCUCUUUGUCUAUGGAGCAUAAGCUUGUGGUUCUUCGUCUCCUCACAAGAUUGAUUGGUAAUCAUAAGUUGACUGUUUUAGGACUUUAUUCAUACAUGAUGAAAUACCUAACCCCUUAUCAGCGCGAUGUUACCCAGUUUCUUGCUUGCUUGGCUCAAGCCAGCCAUGAGUUUAUUCCUCCUGAUGUUUUAGAGCCUUUAAUUCGAAAAAUCGCCGAUGAGUUUGUCACUACAGGAGUCGCCAAUGAAGUUGUUUGUGCAGGUAUUAACGCCAUUCGAGAAGUUUGUGCACGUUCUCCUUUUGCAAUGACAGCGGAUCUUUUACAGGACUUGACUGAGUAUAAGUCUAGUAAGGAUAAGGGUGUUACGAUGGCUAGUCGUGGUCUCAUUAGUUUGUAUCGUGAGGUUGCUCCUGAUAUGUUGAAGAAGAAAGACCGAGGAAAGGUUGCAUCGAUGGAGUUGAAGGAUCGCAUUCCAAUUAGGUUCGGUGAGGAACUGAAUGUUGUCCAUGGUAUCGAAGGUUUAGAACUGCUUGAGAAAUACAAAAACGAAAUUAAAGAUGAUGGAAAUGAGGAAGACGAUGACAAGUGGGAAGUUGCGGACAACGACAGUGAUUCAGGAGAGAGCGAAGGCUGGGUUAACUUAAAAAGCGAUGAUGAUAUUGACAUCAGCGACAGUGAAGAGGAAAGUAAUGAUAAGAUAAACACCGAAGGAACAUCGGAAGAUAAAGCUAAGUCUGAAGACAAUGAGAACAAACAGGAAGCCUCUAAUUUGGCUGCUCGUUCAAUAUUGACCCCAGCUGAUUUGGAGAAACUGGGAGAACUCCGCGAAAAAGCUAACGUUGACCGCUUGGUUCAUGGACCAAAACGUGUGCAUGACAAUGACGCUGUCGUUGAUGCAUAUGAUAUUGAAGGACCAAGGAAAAGGAUGAAAGAUGAUCGCGAAGGUCGUUUGGCCCGUGUCAUGGAAGGUCGUGAAGGCCGCGAAAAAUAUGGCUCCAAGAGUAACCAAUUUAAUCCUACAAGUCUUUCAAACAAGAGAAAGCAAAAGACCAAGAACUUUAUGAUGAUUAAACAUAAAGUUAAAGGAAAGGCUGGUAGAAGUCUUAUGCAGAAGCGAAAAUCUUUGCGAGACCAUAUUGACCGCGAGAAAAAACGUAUUAAGUAA
Molecule: messenger RNA, 2163 nt
Organism: Schizosaccharomyces osmophilus
Lineage: Eukaryota; Fungi; Ascomycota; Schizosaccharomycetes; Schizosaccharomycetales; Schizosaccharomycetaceae
Gene: sda1
Product: SDA1 family protein
Exons: 1
Coding region: 1-2163 (720 amino acids)
Biological process (GO): ribosomal large subunit export from nucleus; ribosomal large subunit biogenesis
Cellular component (GO): nucleolus
Source: RefSeq, a predicted model, not a curated record